Molecule: messenger RNA, 4872 nt
Organism: Dromaius novaehollandiae (emu)
Lineage: Eukaryota; Metazoa; Chordata; Aves; Casuariiformes; Dromaiidae
Gene: PTPN1
Product: protein tyrosine phosphatase non-receptor type 1
Exons: 9
Coding region: 67-1476 (469 amino acids)
Biological process (GO): negative regulation of ERK1 and ERK2 cascade; peptidyl-tyrosine dephosphorylation; negative regulation of PERK-mediated unfolded protein response
Cellular component (GO): endoplasmic reticulum; early endosome; cytoplasm
Molecular function (GO): protein kinase binding; non-membrane spanning protein tyrosine phosphatase activity
Source: RefSeq, a predicted model, not a curated record
GGCCGCCCCGGACGUCGCGUCGCCGGGGCUGGCUGCGUAGUUCCGGCGGGAGAAGGGAGGGGUGACAUGCAGAGCAGGCAGCCGCGGCCUCGGGAGCAGCUGGAGCCGGAGCUGCCGGAGCAGCGGGCGGCGGCGGCGGGGGGCCAGGCCUGGCGCGGCGCGCCCGCCAUGGAGAUCGAGAAGGAGUUCCACCGGCUCGACCAGGCCGCCAGCUGGGCCGCCAUCUACCAGGACAUCAGGCAUGAAGCCAGUGACUUUCCAUGUAAAGUGGCCAAACAUCCCAGAAACAAAAACAGAAAUAGGUACAGAGAUGUCAGCCCCUUUGAUCACAGUCGAAUUAAGCUAAACCAAGGUGACAAUGACUAUAUCAAUGCUAGUUUGAUAAAAAUGGAAGAGGCCCAAAGGAGCUACAUCCUGACCCAGGGUCCUUUGCCAAAUACUUGUGGUCACUUUUGGGAGAUGGUUUGGGAACAGAAAAGCCGUGGUGUUGUCAUGUUGAACAGAGUGAUGGAAAAGGGAUCAAUAAAGUGCGCACAGUACUGGCCACAGAAGGAAGAGAAAGAAAUGUUUUUUGAAGAUACAAACUUGAAACUAACCUUGAUAUCUGAAGAUAUAAAAUCAUAUUACACAGUACGACAGCUAGAAUUGGAAAACCUUACAAAACAGGAAACUAGAGAGAUUCUGCACUUUCAUUAUACUACGUGGCCUGACUUUGGAGUCCCAGAGUCACCUGCUUCAUUCCUCAACUUCCUGUUCAAAGUGAGAGAGUCUGGGUCACUGAGCCCUGAGCAUGGACCUGUUGUUGUGCACUGCAGUGCAGGAAUCGGGAGAUCGGGAACCUUUUGUUUGGUUGAUACUUGUCUUCUGCUGAUGGACAAAAGAAAAGAUCCUUCUUCAGUGGACGUUAAGCAGGUCCUUCUAGAAAUGAGGAAGUACAGAAUGGGCCUUAUACAGACAGCAGAUCAGCUUCGCUUCUCUUACUUAGCUGUUGUUGAAGGGGCAAAAUUCAUUAUGGGAGAUGCUUCAGUGCAAGAACAGUGGAAAGAGCUCUCCAAUGAGGAUCUGGACCCACCACCUGAACAUACACCACCACCUCCCAGACCACCAAAGCGAACCUCAGAAAUGCACAAUGGAAGGAUGCAUGAACACACAGAAUUCUUUCCCAAGCGUCAAGUGGUAGAGGAAGAGAUUAGAUGCUCAGUCAGCACUGUGGAAGAGAUGGCUCCAGAUGGCCGAGCUUGUUCAUCUGUGCCACUGAUCACAGACAGCAUUAGUCAAGACACUGAAAUUCGGAGGAGAACUGUUGGUGAAAAUCUGCGUGUCUCACCCCACAAAGAAGAGUCAAUGAAGUCAGAAAACUUGGAAGAGGAUGAUGAGAAUGUGAUGACAACGUGGAAACCAUUUCUAGUGAAUAUAUGCGUGUUCACUUUCCUCACGGCAGGAGCUUAUCUCUGUUACAGGGUAUGUUUUCAUUGAUGGACAUGCCAGCAAGAUUGAGCCUGCAGAAAACACCAACGAUUUGAUCGGUUUGUAAUAAGCUUCUAUGAAAGAAAGCUAAUUGAGGCAUGUGAGCCUUGUCUCAGUGGAAAUAGAUCUUAGGUUGAAACGCUGGAACUUUGGUUAGGGCUUAAAGAGAGAAUUGAUGCACUAGGGUUUAAUCUAGCCCUGUGGUCCCAAGAACAUAAUAUUCUAAUCUCAGGGCCUUAAAAUAUUCAGGAGUAAGCAGAAAAAAUGCCAAAUAGUCUUGUUUUUCUUAUGUUAUUUUUUCUUUUGUUUUUUAAACUAAAUAAUAGAAUUACAACACAUUGUUGUUUUUAGCCUUUUUUAAAAAGCCAGUCCUUUUUUUUGUGUUUCAGAAAAACUAGGCACAAGUGAAACUUGCUUGUACUCUCCAAGUGUUGUAACCAAAUACAUGACUUAUACUGAUGAGUUCCCAAAAAGGAAAGAGAAACCCACAUAUCUGAAGAAUGUAAACUUUUUGGAAGGGGAGGGCUUUACUUUUUUUUUUUCUUUUUUUUUUCUUUUUUUUUUUUUUGCGCUUCAUCUGUUAAAGACUGAGUUGUGGGCAGUGCCUGUGGUAUUGAUAUAUUUAAUCUUGGCAUAACUGUUCUUAAAGAGCUUAUUGUUUUACAUGUGUUUAUAGAAACAGGCUUCUGCAUUUGCUCAGGGUAUCCCAACAUGGCAAGCUUUCUUUUUCUUUCUUUUUUUUUUUUUGUAUCUCCUCAUUGACUUUUGUUGCACUCUACUUGCACAUAUGCCUAUUUACAUUGUACCAUCCUUUAUAAAGCUGUUUUUACCUUUGUAUUCUGGGUUAGGUGAGGGGAGGGAGAGAAACAGGAAGGGAAAUUCAACCAAAACAUGUCCACCAGCAUUUUACAGCUGUUCAGUUGGCGUUUAGAAGGACCAGUUCUUAAACCUCAUCAUUUGGAAUGUAAAAUACAGUUUCACUCUAAAUGUGCUUUCCGCAAAAUAACAUGCUUUCCGCAAGGGAUAGAGCGGUAAUGUGCUCAGAGUGUUGCGGGUAAUAAUCAGGAAAGCAUUUCAAUAAAUCCAGAGCAAUUAAAGCUGUGGCAGCUUCCUUAAGACAUAAAAAGUUUAACAGAAGACAUGUUGGUCUCUGAACGUAACAGUUGGCUUAUGAUGCAAGCAUUUGUGUGUUCUGCUUUUUUAAAGCAAAGAUUUAAAAUACUGGCUUUAGUUUGGCUUGAAGAUACGCUGUUCAGUAAUUAUUGGACACAGUGGUGUAAGUGGAUAAGCCUUGCACCUCUGCAGACAGGGUUGUUGCUAUUGUAGCAUAAGCUAAGGGAGAUGAGUGGUUUUUGUCCUAAUUCAUGCUCUAUACCACACCGCGUCUAAAUUGUUUCACUCAGUUGGUGGGCCUGUUAAGCAGGCCUAGGACUUGAAUAAUGUAAAGUGCUUGUAAAUAAGGAUUUGGGUGCAUUGGUAGAACUGUGACUGGAAGUCUGCAUUGCACUAAACCUUCUUAGUCAAUGCUCUUCCUCUCAUUAGUACCAAAUUAUUAUAGUUUAAACAAUAACAGCGAAGAUUUCUUUGCUCACGUCAUGGGGAUAGGAGCAAACUCACUACUGAAAGUUGUAGUAAUUGCAACUAAACCAUGACAACUGAUUUGCAACAGUGUUACUAAUCAGUUCUUUUUAUUUUUUAAAUACCUUCUAGAUUUAUAGCACUUAACCACCAUUCUCAGUACAAACAUCAUUAUGGAGUAUCUUGUGUAAGUCUUUCCACUCCAUAUUUAUUUUUGCAAAGCUGUCUGUAGGUGUAGCUCUUUUCCUUCAAUGAAUAGGAUGGUGACUGGGGGGUGGGAGUUGCUUCUAUUUUGUGUUUUGUUAAGCUUGCAUCAAGGGCUUCUCAAAAGUACAAUAAUAAAUCCUCAGGUAGUACUGGGAAUUAAUACUUUACCUGUGAGACUGUUGGUCAGACCAGUACUUGAAAGGAGGAAUGUUGUAAUCAGUCAAUAUUUAGUAAUAUUAUUGGAAACAUGAAAAAAAAUGAGUAUAGAAAAAUGGUAAUAUAUAAUGGCUCAUCUGUGUAUUUAAGAUACGGUAUGUGAUUGCUUUGUCCCCGCUAUUCUCUCCAUCAUCUGGUAGAAUAUUGUUCUAAGGCAACAUUUGUACCCCAUUUGUAUUAAAAUGCAUGUAAAGUCUUCUAGUGUCCUGAUUAAAUACCACGUGCUUGAAAGAUGAAAGAACUUAUAUUUCUGCUUACUGAUGUGCCCAAAUUAUAUUUGCAUGAACUGAUCAUUAAGUGGCUGUGGUUCAAAGGGUGUUGCUGAAAGUAUCUUCGUUCAGCGAUGGACUGAUUUGGUGUUUAUCAGAUAACAUGUACUCGCCUAAUACUUGGCAUGACUUCCUAUUGAAUUUCUGCGUACUCAGUGUAACCCAGUUGUUUAGCAUGGUUCAUUUCAGCUGAGUAAUUAUAGUACAGACAUUCCAAAGCGUUUGGUAAGCCAUAUUCACACCUCGCCUCUGGUCACUUUAGGCACAGAAUAGCUCGAUUUCAGGGUAUGACUUGCUGUGCUGCCUUCAAAGCUGCGUUGGAGGAGAGAGAGAAGGAAGCCUCUUCUGCAAGAUCUCAAUAGCAUGCUUUGAUCUUCAGAAAUACAGGCUCCUGAAAUGGUGGCCCAUUUCCAAAAAAUAAAAAUAAUAAUAAAAAAAUACUUGCUAUACUGUUUGCAAGGGGGAAUAUAUUAAAUUUUAGGCUUGACAGGAAAGCAAAGCAUCCUUCCUUUGAAUCCAGAAAAAUUCACUUGUAUUGUGCUUACAAGUUAUUCUAAGAAAAAAGUUUCUGCACAGAAAAAGCUUAGAAUAUCUCCCUUUCUGCCACUGUACUUUACUUCUUUAAUCUGUUCCAACUCCAGGAGAAUUUAUACUGUCCUGGGAGAGACAGUAGAAUAUCCAGUAAGCCCAGUGAGGUGUGUAUAAGGCUUAUAAUACUGAACUGUAAACAUUUUUGUUUUGAUGUCCUGUAUAUGUAUGUAGUAGUUUGGGUGUGUAUAUACAGUAGCGUUUCAAAGUGGGUGUAUUGGUUAACCUAUUCUUGGAAAAUGGACAAAUAUCCAUGUUAAACUUGUUAGAAAGUUAGUGAGCUGCUCUGCUAUAUGCCUUAAGCAAAUAUUUACUCAUCAGGUCUUUCUUUUUUACAGAUUGCCAUAGAAUAAACUUUUUUAAAAAAAUAAAAAACAAAAAAGCUAAAUGUUUUGGUAUAAUACAUUUUCAGGUAUCUUGUCUUUUGUGUAAGCCACUGCAAAGACCUCACAGGUUAUAGUAAAAUUGUACAGUUUUUCAAAUUCCCAUACAAGUUUUCAGUUCUCAUUUUAGUUGUAACAAUAAAAUUCUUUUUUUAAAGAACCUA